Choloepus didactylus (southern two-toed sloth) is the source of this 2086-nucleotide messenger RNA. It is a transcript of the gene TAPBPL, whose product is annotated as TAP binding protein like. The transcript has 6 exons. NCBI's taxonomy places the organism in Eukaryota, Metazoa, Chordata, Mammalia, Pilosa, Megalonychidae. The coding region runs from base 593 to 1708 and encodes 371 amino acids. The record is from RefSeq and is a predicted model, not a curated record.
CCCAGGAGACAGGGAGGAGAAGGUUACCUGUAAGGGCAGAAAACAGCAGCCUACCGGCUGGUUGGGAAAAUCUGAAAGAUGGCUGCCAGCACCCCUGGCAUUGCAAAAGUCCCGUGUCCCCUCUCCAGGGCCAUAUUUGCUCAUUUGUUUGCUUUUGCUGAAAAUUCUUCUGACUGAGGAGAUAGUCUUUAAUUCAAUUAUUGGAAAGAAGAGUAAAAACAAAUUCCUCAGAGCCAGGCAAAUCCAGGACUUUAAUAAUUUACACCAAGAAGGAUUUACCUGGAGGAGCUGGUGCUUCCCAGAAAGCAGGUUUGGGGGGUGGAGGGGGGAGAUGGGACAGAGCGACACACUGGACCCUUGGAAGACAACUUUUCCCCUUCAUGGCUCCACAGUUUGGGGGAGUGGUACGGAAGUAAAUUCCUAGACAAGAGGGGCUCACCCAGCCCCCUCUCUGCAGGGCCAUGGACAGCAGAAGGACAGUGGCGGGCAGUGGACGUGGUCUUGGACUGCCUCUUUGUGAAGGAAGGAGCUCUUGCCAGCAGUGGGAACAAGGCCCAGGCUCUGCUUGUGCUAAGGCAGGUGCCAGUGCUGGAUGAUGGCUCCCUGGAAGGCUUCACUGAUUUCCAAGGGGACACCUUGGCCAAAGACAACACACCUACUACCUUUGAGGCCUCAGGCCAGCCAAGAGGCCACUAUCGAGAAAACAGCUUGGUUCAUCGCCAACGUGCAGGUGUCUGGAGGGGGACCUAGUGUCUCCAUGGUGAUGAAGACUUUCGGGGAUGCUGAGAAUGGAGCUGCCUGGCACCCCACACUGAACCUGCCCCUGAGCCCUGAGGGGACUGUGCGGACUUCAGCACGCCCACAGUUCAGCAACCAGGGGACCUUGAGGAUGCAGCGGCCCACAAGCACCCCUUUUUCCACCAUAGUGGAGUUCCAGGUGACCACACGGACCCCAUCCCUGAACACCCCUCUGGGGAGCUCGCCCUCCCUGCACUGUGGCUUCUCCAUGGCACCAGGCCUGGCCUUCAUCAGCGUGGAGUGGCGGCUGCAGCACAAGGGCAGUGGCCAGCUGGUGUACAGUUGGACCACGGGGCAGGAGCAGGCCAAGCGGGAGGGCGCUGCCCUGGAGCCCGAGCAGCUACGCGUGGCUGGAGACGCCUCCCUCACCCUACCCAGCCUCACUCCAAAGGACGAGGGGGCCUACAUUUGCCUGAUCACCACCUCUCUGUACCAAGCUCAACAAAUCAUCCAGCUUGACAUCCGAGCUCCUCCAAAAAUAGGACUGCGUUUGAUAAACCAAGCUGUGCCACCCACCCUCACCUGCAGCAUCGCUGGCUAUUACCCUCUGGACGUGGCUGUGACAUGGACCCGAGAGGAGCCAGGCAGAGCCCCAGUGCAAGUCUCUGGUGCCUCCUUUUCCAGCCUCAGGCAAAGUGCUGCAGGCACCUAUAGCAUCUCCUCCUCCCUGACAGCAGAACCUGGCUCUGCAGGCGCCACCUACACCUGCCAGGUCACCCACAUCUCCCUGAAGGAGCCCCUUAGGGCCAGCGCCUGGGUGGCUCCACCAGAGACGGGAACGGCCUUUGGCAUCCUCCUGGCCAGCAGCCUCUUCCUUCUUGCACUGCUGCUCCUGGGACUUCAGAGACGGCAAGCUACUUCACCAAGGUCUGGCAAGAUUCUGGGUGGCUACUCUCCUGCCUCAGAGUAAAAAGGAAGAAUAGCCACAUUCUCCCAGAGGGACUCUGAAGAGAUCUUUAGCCAGAGUUCAGAAAGCCUCCAAGAAAGGCAGGAAAAGCCAUCGGAUCAAGGGGACACUGACUCUGGCUCUGGAUAUGCAGAGGCCUCUGCCUUCCUUUGCUGGGUGCCCUGGGCAGAAAAAAGGCCCGAGGUGAGGGGGUAGCAGGAAGGCAGAAUGUCUAGGGUGGAGAUUAAAGCUAAAGAGCCAGAUUGGGGCUGAGGCUAUAGAUAAAGAAAACAAAGAAAUUAAGAAAGGGCAAGUGAGGGACCCUGGGGCAAAAGGGAGAGGGUUGGGCUGCCAUUCACAAACACUGAAUUUUGUCAAAAUAAAAACCCUUGUGCCCUGUGA